AUGACUUUUGAGGUGCUCCUGGAUCAAGUUGGUGGCCUGGGGAGAUUCCAGAUUCUUCAGCUGGCUUUCUGGUGUAUUGUAAACAUCCUGCUGUACGCUCAUAUUCUGUUGGAGAACUUCACUGCAGCCAUCCCCGAUCAUCGCUGCUGGGUCCACAUUCUCGACAAUGACACUGUCUCGCACAAUGACACCGGGACCCUCAGCCAAGACAUUCUCCUGAGAAUCACCAUCCCACUGGACUCCAACCUGAGGCCAGAGAAGUGUCGUCGCUUUGUCCAUCCCCAGUGGCAGCUCCUUCACUCGAACGGGACCUUCUCAAACAUGAGUGAGCCAGACACAGAGCCCUGUGUGGAUGGCUGGGUGUAUGACCAAAGCUCCUUCUUCUCCACCAUUGUGACUGAGUGGGACCUGGUAUGUGAAUCUGAGUCACAAAGAUCAAUGGUUCAGUCCCUAUUUAUGGCUGGGUCGCUUCUGGGAAGUCCGAUAUGCGGCUAUCUUUCAGACAGGUUUGGACGGAAGAUCAUAUGCAGCUGGUGCUUACUCCAGCUGGCCAUCUCUGACACCUGUGCAGCCUUUGCUCCCACCUUCUUCGUUUACUGCUUACUACGCUUCUUGGCAGGGUUCUGUGUCAUGACUAUUAUGGGAAACAGCUUUCUUCUCGUGUUAGAGUGGAUUAAUCCCCAGUCACGAACUAUGGUUGCAACACUGUUAUUAUGUGCCUCCAGUAUUGGGCAGAUGUUCCUGGGAGGACUGGCUUUUGUCAUUCAAGACUGGCGCGCACUGCAACUGACUGUGUCUAUACCCAUGUUUGUCAUCUUCUUGUCUUCCAGGUGGCUUGUGGAGUCUGCUCAGUGGCUGAUUAUCUACAAUCAGCUAGAUGAGGGCUUAAAGGAACUUAGAAGAGUUGCACACAUAAAUGGAAAAAAGAAUGCUGGAGAGACCCUGACCAUUGAGUUUCUGAGAUCCACCAUGCAGCAGGAGUUGGAUGAAGCCCAGAGCCAAGCAUCAGUUUUUUGCUUGCUCCGUGCGCCCAGACUGCGAAUGAGAGUCCUCUGCCUGAGCUUUAUAAGAUUGGCAAUGAAUGUACCCUCUUAUGGCCUGAUACUCAACUUGCAGUACUUGGGGAAGAAUAUCUACCUGUUCCAGGUUCUCUUUGGAGCUGUCACAGCCACAGGCAGAUUUGUUGCCCUUUUGGCAAUGAAUUAUAUGGGUCGUCGAAUAAGCCAACUGUUGUUCCUGUUCCUGGUAGGACUGUUCCUUCUGGUCAACACCUUUUUGGAUCAAGAAAUGCAGACGCUGCGUGUGGUUUUAGCAACUCUGGGAGCUGGUGUUCUUUCCGUUGCUAGUACCAGCCAUUCCAUCCACUACUCGGAGCUCAUUCCCACCAUAUUCAGGUCAACAGCUGCAGGAAUCAAUCUGCUGUUCAGUAGGAUUGGGGCAGCACUGGCUCCUCUGUUGAUGACCUUCGCGGGGUUUUCUCCCCACCUGCCCUGGAUUACCUAUGGAAUCUUCUCCAUCCUUGCUGGCAUUGUUGUCCUCCUCCUCCCGGAAACCAGCAAUCUGCCUCUUCCUAACACCAUCCAGGAUGUGGAAAAUGACAGAAAAGAAACAAGAAAAGUAAAGCAGGAAGAUACUUGCAUGAAAUUAACACAAUUUUAA
Molecule: messenger RNA, 1659 nt
Organism: Propithecus coquereli (Coquerel's sifaka)
Lineage: Eukaryota; Metazoa; Chordata; Mammalia; Primates; Indriidae
Product: solute carrier family 22 member 24-like
Exons: 10
Coding region: 1-1659 (552 amino acids)
Biological process (GO): transmembrane transport
Cellular component (GO): membrane
Molecular function (GO): transmembrane transporter activity
Source: RefSeq, a predicted model, not a curated record